Molecule: messenger RNA, 1639 nt
Organism: Drosophila subpulchrella
Lineage: Eukaryota; Metazoa; Arthropoda; Insecta; Diptera; Drosophilidae
Product: SREBP regulating gene protein
Exons: 2
Coding region: 447-1100 (217 amino acids)
Biological process (GO): positive regulation of SREBP signaling pathway
Source: RefSeq, a predicted model, not a curated record
AAUUUACAAAUAUUAAGCAAUUUGUUUUUUAGACUUAUAUUGCUUUUAGCAUUGAUUUUAUUUAUUAAAUUAGCUCUCAAUUAAUGGAUAAAGAGCUUAAUUUGCCUAAAACCAUAUUCAAAAAACUCAGGAAAAGUCAGACAGUCAGCUGUUUUAUUGGACACCAGAAGUUCCCUUAAAAACAUUCCUCAUAAACAAGGGAAAUUCGAUUGGUCAAAGGGAAAUCCAAUCAAAUUUAACAAAUCCACUUUCGAGAGAAAGCAGGCAACUUAAUUGGAUCUGUUGACUACAGGGAUUGGAAGAGAGGAAAGGGAACCUGCCAAGGAGAAGGUGCAUCCAAUGCUCCAGGCGCAUUUGCCCCCAAGGACCACAUCCAGAGUCAUGCCCGCUUCUCGGAAGGAUUCCAGCCGGCGGUGGCUGUGAUGGAGCGCUAGGUUGUGGCCAGGAUGUGGCCAGCCGCCCUGUCCCGCCUGCUGAGACGCCGCAUUGUGUACAUUGUGCUGGGGGUGCUGCUGCUGGUCUACGGAUUCGGACACCUCGUGGAUCGGAACUCCUUCGCCGGCCUGCACAACGACGAGUAUGUGGUGCAGCGCACCCGUCCGCUGCUCUGGACGCAGCAGCUCCUGGCCCCCGAGGAGCAGGUCAAUCGCACACGCAACGAUCCCGAGGCACGCUGCCGGAACUCCGUCCAGGGUCGCCGGCUGCUGGCCGACGAGCGCGGAUUCGUGUGUCGGCGCCAGGAGGUUCUAGCCAGCGGCUGCUGCAACCUGGAGCUGCCCGGCAUCGGGUACUACAGCUGCCGCACCUGCAACACCAGCACCCACUGCUGCGGCGUUUACGAGUACUGCGUCUCCUGCUGCCUCCAUCCCGGCCAGCAGCCGCUGCUGGAGCGCGUCCUGCGGGCGCCCAACACGCCCAAGUACAUCUUCGCCAGCGUUGCGGAUCACUUCGAGCUGUGCCUGGUCAAGUGCCGGACCAACUCGCACUCCGUGGAGCACGAGAACAAGUACCGCGAUGCGGCGGCCAAGCAUUGCUACGGUCUCACCGAGGCGCACGAGUCCCAGCGCGAUGUGGCGCCCCAGGGAGCGAGCCGGAGCUGACCACUGGUCCUCCGCGAUGAGAUUUCUUCUGUACAAAUAUGUGGAUUGAGCUUUACCUCGAACUAUGUAGAAAUUAGAGAGUUAUUAGUUAUAAUUUAGCAGGUUCGUUGGCAAUAAGUCAGUACGUAAGUCAGGAAGCACUUUAGACUAGGAAAAAUACGUUUUUGCGUUUUAACUCUAAAUACAAAAUUUAAUUUUCAUAGAACCCAACUUGUUUUCCAUAAAUGAGCAAAAUGUAAAUCGAAUUUACUUAACAUCCUUUUUCGUAACCUAUAAACAGAUAUUGUAAAUACACCGGGAUCUAUUUUAAGUGAUCAAGAGCCUAACGAACACGGUGACCAGCUCUCUUUGACCCACAUUAGUUUUGCUUUCAUUUUUUACCCAGCAAUAGUGUAAAUAUUUCACAUCUAGCCGUAAGCCAUAGCAAAGUGCAAUUUUUGACUCUAUGAUUUAAGUAAUACUAUAUCCAUCCAUGUUUGAUUGUGUAAAUAAAUGAGCAGGCAUUUAAAUAAAAAGACAAUGGCGGUUUUUAUAACUUU